AUGUCCCACAACCACUCACACGGCGGCGGGUGCCACGACGAAAGCCACCACCACGAUCAUGACCACGACGCGCCGGAGGGCGUCGGCGCGCGCGACAACCUGUUCGCCCGCAUCGACCGCGCGAAUGUGGUCGCCAUGAACGCCGAAGAUCCCGCCAAAGCCCCGGAGGUGAUCAAGCCCUGGCACCUGCGGCUCGACGAAGAGACGUAUCUCGAGUCGGACGCGGACGACCAGAUGAUCGUACGCGUCCCGUUCACGGGGGCCGUCAAGCUGCGCGCGCUCCUCCUCAAAGCGGGGCCCGCGGACCAGACUCCCACCAAGGUCGCCUUGUUCCCAAACACCGACUCCGUCGAUUUUUCCGACAUUGCGGACAUGAAGCCGGCGCAGGAGUUCGCCGUCCCCCAAGGGCGCGAAGUGGGCGAAUACCACGUCUUGCCAGCGAAGUUCCCCAACGUGACAUCCCUCACGUUGUUCUUCCCUGCAGCACAAGGGGCAGACACCACGAGGAUAUACUACAUCGGCUUCUUGGGACAGUGGAGCGAGCGCAAGUUCGAGCCUGUGAUGACGGUGUACGAGUCGAAACCGAACCUGGCGGAUCACGAGAAGAUCCAAGGGCUGAACCAGAACUGGAGCACGCCCGGAUCAUAG
Messenger RNA from Epithele typhae, 648 nucleotides. RefSeq names its product DUF1000-domain-containing protein. The transcript is spliced from 6 exons. NCBI's taxonomy places the organism in Eukaryota, Fungi, Basidiomycota, Agaricomycetes, Polyporales, Epitheliaceae. Gene Ontology annotation, cellular component: nucleus. The record is from RefSeq and is a predicted model, not a curated record. Bases 1 to 648 code for a protein of 215 amino acids.